Messenger RNA from Linepithema humile (Argentine ant), 1473 nucleotides. Its product is annotated as BTB/POZ domain-containing protein 6-B-like. Gene Ontology annotation, molecular function: protein binding. The record is from RefSeq and is a predicted model, not a curated record. Gene Ontology annotation, cellular component: cytosol. Gene Ontology annotation, biological process: neurogenesis. NCBI's taxonomy places the organism in Eukaryota, Metazoa, Arthropoda, Insecta, Hymenoptera, Formicidae.
CUUUGAAAAUAAGCGGGAAGGGGAUCCGUUAAUCCAACAAUGAACAAAAUCGAGAGCAUUCUGGUCACGUGAGCAAAAGACGAUCGUUUCUCCCGCGCUUGCAUCCGUAAUUAUCGUUUGACCUUUUCAAUUGGACUAUUUUUUUGGCCAGCGCGUACGUGUACGCCGUAUUUAUAGCGACAACGAGUCUCGAAAAUAGUUGACUAUUGUAUACAUGCAUGCAUAUGUAAAUAUGGCAUCCUGUGACUGGCAGAUUACUAAACAGAAACUGACGGAGCGUAGUCAGUAUUUGUUGGAAUUGGGACUAUGGUCUGAUUGCAAUUUUAUCGUAGGACAAGAGCCUCAGCAACAAACUUUCAAGGGCCACAAGUUGUUCCUAGCAAUGUCCAGUCCGGUCUUUGAGGCUAUGUUUUUUGGUGGCAUGGCGGAAAAGAAUGAUCCCAUACCAAUUGAGGAUGUGCAGCCAGAAGCAUUUAAGGUCUUAUUGGAAUACAUAUAUACUGAUAAAAUAGAAUUAGAUUCCUUCGAAUUGGCUUGUGACUUAUGGAAUUGUGCCAAGAAAUAUAUGCUGCCAUCUUUAGUAGAAGAGUGCAUAAAGUAUCUGAGCUCUCAUCUUUCGGCGAAAAAUGCAUGCAAGGCAUACGAGAUUGCCAAGCUUUUUGAAGAAUCUGGAUUAUUAGACAAGUGUCUACAAAUCAUACGUACAAAGACAAAUGAAGUAUUAAAGGAAUCUACCUGGGAGGAAGUGGAGCUGAAAACACUUCUCAAAAUUUUAGAUCAGGAUGACUUGCAGAUUUUAUCAGAAGUGGAAUUAUUUAAUGCAGUAGAACGAUGGGCCAUUGCGGAAUGUCAGAGGAAAUCUCUCGAGCCCACAGAUAAGACAUCUUUAAGAUCUGUUAUUGGAAGUGCACUCUUAAAGAUAAGAUUUUUGAGUUUGUCUUCUAAAGAAUUUGCAGAUGGUAUUGGUGUGUCUCCUCUGCUUACACGAGACGAAGCUUUCACUAUAUUAAUGAAUAUACCAAGCAAGGACAUAGUACCUAUGCCAGAAGGUUUUUCCACUAAUAGGAAUAGAAGAAAUCCAAACGUAAUAAAUUUUCAAGCACAAACUACUUUUGUGAGUCAGGAAAACGCUUCACCAAUGUUUGGAGUCGCCAAUUCUUCAUUACCAUUUGGAAGAACACAUAAGGUAACAUCGCGCUAUAUAAAAAAAAAAGUUGCAGGAAGGUUGAUCUGUGCUAAAAAUAAGGUUUACUACUAACAAAGUUUAUUACUUAUAAUUACUGAAUUCCAUUUUUCCGAUUCUGGUAAAGCGAAGAUUUCUCGUUUAAAUGUUGUAGUCGUUUUAAAAUUGAAAAAUUCGACAUUUUUUCAAAAAUUCACAUUUAUUAUUUGUUUCACAUUAAAUUGUUUUAACAUCUGUACCAUUGAGCAUUAUACUCAUUUUAAUAAAUUAACAAAUUUUUAUUUUAUUUA